AAACAGCAUAGUUUAAUGAUUGAACAAUUAAUUUUUCAUUGUAUGACAUGUUCAUUCUUUGAUUCACAAAAAUGGUGACACGACACCACUGGCAUCUGCAGGUUCUGCGAUCAGAAGUUUCUAUAAAAGAGACUUGGAAAUAUAACUCUUGUUUAAUUUACACAUAAAGGGAUAUAGUCAGCGAACGGCCAUGUUACUGAAAUUCACUUGCUUGAUUGUUAUUUAUUGCAUUGGAAAUGAAAGUACUGCCUUCCUCUUGGACGGUCAUGCAAAUCCGUCCUCUGCUAGCAGUCAAGGCGUCGGUACCUACAAUAUUUACGACAAGAUAGAUGCCAUAGAAAGAGAGCUGGAUGAAUGUAAUGUCACUCUAACAGAGAAAGUCCGUGACCUUGAAAUGAGCACUCAGAAAAAGAUCCACGACAUGGAGACGAUGAUGCGCCAAGUUUUGCUUACAGUUAACCAGAUGGAUGUCCAAUUAAACAGCGAUGUUCACAAUAUGAGUCUUCAAAUUGAAAGACAAAAAAAUUCAACAGAUGGGUGUCUUUAUGACGGUAUGGUCCUAAAAGCUGGCGAGACCAUCAUCAUUCAGGGAACAACAACUGUGUCUCGGACACAAGUUGUAUGA
Saccostrea cuccullata (small rock oyster) is the source of this 625-nucleotide messenger RNA. RefSeq lists its product as uncharacterized. The coding region runs from base 191 to 625 and encodes 144 amino acids. The record is from RefSeq and is a predicted model, not a curated record. NCBI's taxonomy places the organism in Eukaryota, Metazoa, Mollusca, Bivalvia, Ostreida, Ostreidae. The transcript has 2 exons.